Molecule: messenger RNA, 6812 nt
Organism: Xiphias gladius (swordfish)
Lineage: Eukaryota; Metazoa; Chordata; Actinopteri; Istiophoriformes; Xiphiidae
Product: solute carrier family 51 subunit beta
Exons: 6
Coding region: 4182-5186 (334 amino acids)
Biological process (GO): bile acid and bile salt transport
Cellular component (GO): plasma membrane
Molecular function (GO): transmembrane transporter activity; protein heterodimerization activity
Source: RefSeq, a predicted model, not a curated record
CAUGUGCAGAUGGUACAUAUACAUGGAAAGUCUGAUCAACUCACAUAGGUUUUCCCUGAGAUCACAAAACAGUUCAGACAACACUUUCCUCCAUAAAUGUGCACAUGAUGUCCUAUAUCCAGCACAGUGUACCUGCAUAUGAUUUCAGUUUUUUACACUUAGUGUUCUGAAUAAGACAGCAAAGUAAUGAAAUCUGCAAGCUCCUCCCCAUGAACUUUGGAAAGAUUUUUGUUUUAUGUCAGCUUAACAGUCAGAUGUUCCCUUUUUCUCGUGUCAGCUACAGACAGAACAUCACAGAAGUGAGUAUGUGACUCUACAAAGAAAUGCAGCUCUAAUUUCAUGGUUGAAUAAAAUACACACUGAUAGGAUGAUGCCAAUGACGAGUGUUGUUUAGUGAAUGGUUGGUAAACAAUAUUUAUUUUGGAUGAUUAAUUUAAGUUUUUUUGGACUUUGCAGAUUAUUGUGGAGGGUAAAUUUAGUAACAGUUUGUUAACUUUGUGCUCCUCACCUGUGUGCGGUCAUGGGAUUUGCAGCAGAUUAACAAAGCUUCAUUUCUUAUUGCUUCACAGUCUCAACAUGGUGUGCGAUGGAAAUCCGUUUGAGCAUUUAUUCCAUAUCCGUCAUUUUCCUCCACUAGUUCGGUUAGGUCGCAGUUGUUCAGCAUUUUGUCUCACUAGUUGAGCAAAAACUCUUACUAAGUCACUUCUUUCAGCAACUAGUAGAACUUUUGUUUAACUAGUUCCAACAGAAGCCUUACUAGUUAUGCCAGGUGCUGCACUAGUAGUACCAAACUCCAAACUAGUCAGCUUUUUCACUAGGUGCCCUCUGGACCAAACUAGAGAUGCUGAAAGUCUUACUAGUUAACUAUUGAGCUGCCAAAGCUCUGACGUGUUAACUAGAAGCAUCUGUUCACCUCACUAGUUAACUAAAUACCUACACUUGUCUACACAAGUUAACUAGUGAAACCCAAAAUGCUCACUAUGUAACUAGUUGGAGUGUAUUUUGACUUUACUAGUUAUCUAGUGAGGCUACAAGUGUUUACUACUUAACUAGUGACAGUGAUGUUUUCCUCACUAGUUAAGUAGUGGAAGAAAUUUUGUUGCAUUAGUCAGGUUGACUGGCGGGAAGUCUCAGUUUUAUAACCUCUUGACAUCAACCUCCAACCUUGCCUUCAACUCUUACUGGAUAACUAGUGCACUGAAAAAUAUUAACUAGUGUGACAAGAAGCCGAACAUGUUAAACAAAUUUCUCUCUAGUUGAAGCACAGUUACUCACUAGUGCUGAGCAAGGCUCAGCUAGUUAAAGGAAAGACCAAACGUGAGUGUAAUGUCCAACACUUUCGGUUGAAGUCUUUAUAUGUUCGGUACAGAGUCUGACCAGUGAGACAAAAUGUCUUCCACUAGUUAACUAGUGAGGAAAACAUGAGUGUGUUCAGCGCUAGAAAGGGACCCAAAUGCAGGACACGGACAGAGUGAGGCUGGUCCAGGGUGGCCAGGGCCACCCCUGAAAUCUCUUUGGCCACCCCUGUGGCUGCUCCAUAUCUGAUAGGCAGUUGGUCAAGUUCAUCCACACAAUAAGGUGGGACAUACACUGGUUAAUCAGUGAGUACAGCUGAUCCGCUGAUAUAGGGCCAGUUUGCCAUUUCCAACUACAGAAACAGUAGGACUGAGGCUGUGAAACCUGAUCUCUGGUCAGUGGAUUUUUGAACAUGAGAAAAAAGCAGUACUUUAAAAAAUUCUGAAGUACUUGAACACGCCACAGCUGCAUUCACGUGCUGGUCGUCAGACCAAGGACUCAGGACUUCGGUCACAUUGACGACAAAUGGACAAAAGCUGGCAUCUAUCGAUUUAGAGGUAUGGUCAUUUUAAGUUUAGUUCUGUUUCCCUCUGAAUGUGUGAAAACUUUAUCUAGCAGUUAGCAGCAGCUAAAUGUUAACUACACAGUGCUAGCUUGCCAGCCUGACUGCAAACCAACUAGCAGUUAGCAUUUUGUUUUGCUAUUAUUAUCUAGAUACUGCUAUGAAAUAUGAAAUGUUGUUUUUUCUGAAUUGAAGACUGAAGGUGUCUAAAAGCUUUUUGCAUUUGUGUUUAUUUAAUACACUUAUAGUAUGCAGUUAGCAAACAGGUGUGUGAAAUAGAAAAGAACAAAUGAAAAAAUCAAAUUUCAGUAUAAUUUCCAAACAAAUGUAUCAAAGCUAAAAAAAAUGUAAAGACAGGUGUUUACUGUUUUCCUUACAAGCUUAUUUAUAUGUUCUGCUUAAAAAUAAAAUUUUAAAUAAAGCCUAUCUGUUAUUAUUUAGCUUUGAUAAGGAAUGGCUCUUAGAAAAUGUAUAGCCUAUCCUGAACAUAAUUACUGAUUAAAAAUAAACAUGUUAAAAUAACCACAGCUUCUCAGAUACUUGGAAGUGGAAUAGAAAACUGAAUAGAAUGGUAGCUGCAUGUUUGUGCUCUUCUAUGUUGUAAUAUCAAUUUUAGUUGUUGUGGGUGGUCAGCAUGGCACUUUUAGUGCUGUAUUAAAAAAAGGAAAAACCUGGCCUUGAAUACAAACAUGACAAUGGAGGCUACCAUGAGUUUUUGAAUUCAAUUAUGAUUAAUCUGUGCAUAGAUUGAAGCAAUGUGAUGCACUGAACAUCUGCAUUUACACAUUUUGAUCACCUGCCAUUCAUAAAGGUUUGCCAUGCCAUGGCCGUCCCACACUAGCUCUGUGUCCCAUCUUGGCCACCCCAGUCAAAAUGUGCUGGAUACGCCACCGAUGCAGGGCUGAUGAAGGGUUGGGUGUGAGUCUGGAAUGAGGGGGAGGCGUGAGUGGCAGCAGUGGGUUUUAGCUUGAAGUCAACUGGCGAGCAGGCCGUGAAGCGGGCUGGGAGACUGAAUUUACACAAUUCAGUACAGAUUCUCAAAAUCAAAAUAAAAAAUAUUUGGCUGAAAAUAAAAAGAGAUCUUAUUCCUACACACACAAAAUAAUGUAUUUGAAUAAAAGGUGUGCAAUUGAAAUGGAAAAUCCACAGCCCCUGGGUUAAUUCUGCAGGACACAGAGGUCAAAUGUCUGGUGAUGUUUGGUGAUGACCUGGUUCUCCUGUCCCCCUCCAUAGAGGGCUAACAGCAGAGCGUGGACAUGCUCACACAGGUCAGUCAAACAUGGGCACUAACUGUAAAUAUGGAAAAGGCCAAAGUACUGACCUUUCCUGAAUGAUCAAAUUCUCUGAAAAAAAAAUUCACACUGAGCUGCAAAUAGCUCAGAUGCGCAAUUCAGCAACAUUACAGGACCAGCCACACCAUGUGGCCAGUUUAUGGGGGAUACUUGCUGGACUGAUUCAGGGCAGCUAUGGCUCUGGGAAAGUCUGGAGAUGCAGGUGUAGAUGGCUGAGUGUGUGUGGAGUAUUCACAGAUGCUGACAGCUUGUUUUCUGAGGCGGCAUGAGCAGUAAAUGUCCUACAGGAGUGGGAGCUGUAUCUUCUGUGCACUGGAGACAACCUGCUGAAGAGCUUCCCUAUCAGCUGCUGUGCAGCUGAGAUACAAAACAGAGAUGCAGUAUGUUAGGAUGCUCUCGAUGGUUCAGCAGUAGAAAAUCACCAGCUACUGUAUGGGAAGACCAGCUUUCUUCAGUGUCUUCAGAAAAAACAGCCAUUGCUGUGCUUUUUUAACCAGUGCAGUGGUGUGAGUGGUGUGACCAUGUGAGGGCCUCUGAGAUGUGAACAACCAGAAACCUGCAGCUAGAUACUCUCUCCACUCGGUCUCCGUUGAUGAAGAUUGGAGCAUACUCAUUCUUUUGUGAUCUUUUGAAGUUGAUGAUUAGCUCCUUGGUCUUUGCGUUAUUGUGAGCACCAGCUCACCAAUUUCUGCACCUCUACUGUAUAGGCUAUUUAAUCGUUGUUGAAGAUCAACCUAAUCACCGUUGUGUCAUUGGCAAACUUUAAGUUUGUGAAUGCAAGAACAUAGUCAUGUAUAAAGAGGGAGUAGAGGACAGGGCUCUACUCACACAAAUCCCUGUGGUGUGCCACAAGUCCUUGUGGUAUGCCAGUUGUGUGUGAAGAGGGAGUAGAAGAGGAUGUGGCCCAACCUCAUGGUUAUAGAGGAGGACAGGAGGGGGCAUAGUUUCCUGCCAGAGGAUGCUCUGACAGGAAGUUCAGGAUCUAAGCUAAGCUAAGCCUAGCUGGUGGAGUUUGGAGGUGAGCCUUGGAGAUGAGUGAAAAAAGUCUGCUGUCUGAAAAUACCAAAGAUAUGUUUGAUGUCUGGAUCAUGCUUUUUCUCCUCCUGUCAGGGGGGAGGGCGUUCAUGAUCCACAACACCCAGCGCAUGCUGUGUCUGGAGGACUCAGCUGCUACAGGUGAAGUCCUGCUUAAGAAGUGCAACCUGGACUCAGAGUAUCAACAGUGGGUCUGGUUCGCUCAGGGCAUGCUGAUGUGUGUUGCAUCAUCCAGAUGUUUGUCGGCCCAGCAGACAGACCAAGUCCAGACCUGGUCCUGCCAGGGGUCGGAGGUGGAUGUUGCAGGGUUAAUGUGGGACUGUAACAGGGACAGACUGAUCAGCAGGAACACGUCAAUGCUGCUGUCACUACAUGGCAAGCAUCUGAUUCUGACUUAUGACAGCAAAUACUCAAAGUGGAGAUCUCUGGAUGAGGGGGACAUCUGCCAGGAAAAACUCAGAUUUAGGAGGGCAUCUGAUGAUCCAGAUGAGUUUGAGGUUGCAGAGGAGCAGGCAGGCAAGAUGGCAGCCAUGACGGAGGAACAGAGAGAGUAUCUCCACUGGUACUAUCGCACAGAGGAUUCGACCACAUGGAAGUUUGUGCUGCUAGGACUGGCCUUCAUUUGCCUUCUUGUUGGUUUUCUGCUGCUGGGAAUGGGAGCCAUGGCCAACAAGAACAGAAAAAAGAUAGCUAAUUACAAGGUAGCAGCGUCACUGGCUCAGAAGAGUGGAGAUGAUGAACUGCACAUCAUCUCACCACUCAGAGAUGACAGCAGCAAACCACCACCAUCAUCUCCUGACAGGCUGCUGCUGGGAAACAAACCCUCCUCAUCCAACGGAGAGGUGAAUGAGCUCAGAGCAGGCAACAUUGUGGUUACAUGGAAAGAUGGCAACACCUCUUGCCUGUACUCAAAUCCUGAAGCACAGGAGGAGGAACAGGAGGGGAAACAGGAGGAGGAACAGGAGGAGAAACCAGAGGUGGUGUCAGCUGCUGAGCUGUAGUCUCACAACAAAGUCAAAACAAUGGAGUGAAAAAUUCAGAUAACAGAUUGAAUGUACAGUGAAUAAUCUCAGCCUGUGACACAAUUACCUGUGGAAGCCUAUGGGGGACUAUAUUAAAAUGACCAUGUAAACUUGAAAAAUGAAAAUGUAAUUCCAAAAUAGCAUUAUAAUUUUCCACAGUUAUUUGUUAUUUGAGUAAAAAAUGAAAUAAAUAUGCAAUACUCCAAUUUGCCUUUUUAUUUUCACAUACACUUAUGUGCAUUCUAUGACCAUAUAAAAAUAAAAAUGGAAAAGCUGUUUGACAUUUAAUUUUAAAAGUUGUACAAUGCCGUACAGUGGGCAAUAUUCAAAUGUUAAUUAAAGAUGUAAUAUAUAUGUGAAUAUUCACUUACUGAAAUACUCCAUCUAAGCAUGUAACUCAUGUAACUAAGAAAGUGAAUUAACGUAUUCCCCAAAAUGUUAAAAUCGUCCUUUAAUUCGAUAAGAAGCUAAUAAACUAAGAUGCAGUCCAGAUGUGUGUCACUAUGUUUGGCUGCCGAUUAUGAACUAAUAAAAUGGCUACUGGAAAAACCUCCACUGCAAUGGUUUUCUUUAAGAUGUUGAGGACGCUACAGGGGGGGUCACCUUGCGGUAUCUUUCAAAUCAAGACAACACAACAAGACCCAAAACUAAUUAGAUUAUUAGCUUCAUAUCAGGAUCACUGUUACAACACUGUGAGGAAGUUAUUCACAUGGAGCCUCAUUAAAGCUUUGAUAUAAACUGAUCUCCUGUUUGUCUCCAGUAGUUCAAAGAAGUGAUCCAUUCAGAAUAUUUGGGAUCUUUACCAACUUUUAACAUGAACUAAGAUUAAUCAUUGACCUGUUUUUUGUUAAUGAUACCACCUCUUAUGUAUGUGUUGAUGAGUGUAGAUUGAAUCAUGUCUCCCCCUGUUCGCUCCAUCUGCCUACAACAUUCAAACAUCAGUAAAUCAUCAAUAAUCAAGUGCCAAAAUUGGCAGACAACAACAAAGUAUUUUGAGCUCAGAUUCACAAUUGAACGGUGGAUUAUCAUCAGAUUUAAUGUCCAUCCAUGUUCCCCUCAGAAUGAACGGAAAUAACUUUGGAGACUUUUCCAACUUUUCAUCUACCACCAUCAUCAGGUCAACAUUUUAAUUCGUCCUAUACUUUGGUUUAUGAUCAGAUACCUGCAAAACUAAUGACAUUCCCAUCAGCUUCAACUGGAUUUUGUGUUUACUGCUGGCAAAUACUAGCAUGCUAGGAUGCUAAACUAAGAUAAUGAACAUGGUCAACUUUAUAUCUGCUAAACAUCAACACGUUAACUUUGUCUCCGAGGUCAACUUUCCUCCACAAACACAUAUAGAACACAGAAAGAUAUAGAAGAUUUACUCAAACUUGUUUCGUCUCUCUCCGCAACAAGACGUAGCUUAAAUAAUGUUAUUGCUUUUAUAUUAUAGAUUUUUAUGAUCAAAAAAAAAAUUCAUAUACUGAGAGGCGCCUGAAUCUGAAGUUUGUUUUGUCUGUUUGUAUGCAAUAUGUCAGUCUGGUCUGUUUUCGUAUUUCAUUUGGUAUUUCAACUGGUAUUUCUUCACCUGUCUUGUCUGACUUGAAGAUCUGUCUUCUUACCCUU